Molecule: messenger RNA, 1475 nt
Organism: Rubroshorea leprosula
Lineage: Eukaryota; Viridiplantae; Streptophyta; Magnoliopsida; Malvales; Dipterocarpaceae
Source: the annotation of a GenBank genome assembly
GAAUUAAAAGCUUUUAUUAAGAAUUGGUAAAUAUUCAAUAAAAAAAAAGGGGCUUAUAAAGUCCCUUGCUAUCUCCUUACUAUGAGGAUCAUGACGAAGGAGCAUAAUGAUAAAACAAAGUCACCACAGCUUGAAGAAGAACUCAUAAUAACUGGCCACAGAGAAUCUUUGGUUGUGCAUCAAAGUCUUCAUGCUACCAUACUCAAGGAUAAAGAUUGGCUUCGACAUAACACUUUCCACACCAAAUGUACUUCUCGAGGGAAAGUUUGCAAUGUCAUCAUUGACAGUGGAAGUUGUGAGAAUGUCGUGUCCAAUUAUAUAGUUGGGAAGUUACGAUUGCUAGUCAAAGAUCAUCCCCAUCCGUACGAGCUACAAUGGCUACAAAAAGGAAAUGAGGUAAAAGUAACUAAAUGUUGCCUUGUGUCUUUUUCUAUUGGUAUUAGAUACCAAGACGAAGUAUGGUGUGAUGUUAUUCUCAUGGACGCUUAAAGAUGGUACCUAACACCAAUGAAAAAAGACACAAAGCAACAUUUGGUUACUUUUACCUCAUUUCCUUCAUUUCCUUUCCGUAGCCAUUGUAGCUUGUACGGAUGGGGAUGAUCUUUGAUUGGCAAUCGUAACUUCCCAGCUAUAUAAUUGGACAUGACAUUCUCACAACUUCCACUGUCGAUGAUGACUUUGCAAACUUUCCCUCAAGAAGUACAUUUAGUGUGGAAAGUGUUAUGUCGAAGCCAAUUUUUAUCCUUGGUUAUGGUAGUAUGAAGACUUUGACACACAACCAAAGAUUCUCCGUGGUGAACUGUGAUGAGUUCUUCCUCAAGUUAUGGUGACUCAGUUUCAUUAUUAUGCUCCUUUUCUGCUUCAUCGUCAACAAUGAGCUUUCAUUAUCCCUUAAGUGAUGGACAGGAUUCUCAUCGUCAUUAUUUUCCUCUGACUCAUGUAGUUCAUCUUGAAGGUGUUAAGCCUAUUGACCCUCAAGCUUCAAGUCUUUCUUGAAGCCUCUGAUGUUCUUCCAUCUUUACAUCUCGAACAGUUCGUUGACGAGGAGGAUUUUGUCUUUUAAGAGGCAUGCUAACAAGGAGAGGUGGAUAGAGUGAAAAUUUGACAAUUUGGACCUCAAAAUGGAUUCGGGACGUUGAAUUUAGGUGGGUAUGGGGCUUUUUGGAAAGCUAGUUUUUGAAGUGAGUGAUUUAAAAUUUACAAAAAUGAGGGCCAAUUUGUAAAGUCAAAAGAAGUUGAGGGACUUGAUGAGGUGGCAACAUGGUGCAGAUGUGGUGAUGACGUGUUAAUGACUCGUCUGGUGACGUGGCUCAUGCGACAUGGCAAAUAGAUGAUGUGGCAAAGACUGGAUAUUACGUGGCAAUGAUGUGGGAUAAUGAGGUGGCAAAGGUUGGGGUUAAGAUGACUGGCGCGUGAAUUACACGCCAUUUCCAAUGGUGCUAUUUCGCCGGCGCGUGAUAGAGCGUGGAACACUU